Messenger RNA from Oncorhynchus keta (chum salmon), 681 nucleotides. RefSeq lists its product as uncharacterized. Lineage: Eukaryota; Metazoa; Chordata; Actinopteri; Salmoniformes; Salmonidae. The record is from RefSeq and is a predicted model, not a curated record. The transcript has 2 exons. Bases 16 to 666 code for a protein of 216 amino acids.
UGGCCACUAGCCUAUAUGAAGGCCCAAAAUUGUGUGUUCCUUUCUGCUCUGACAAUGGCAUGCCCAUUCGUGCGAGAUGUGGUGGAUGAAGAAGCACUUGUGCUGAGGAGAGCCUUCAGGCGAGAAAGGGUCUUCAGGGACCGGUUGGACCCACUGGCCUUCCCUGACGACCAUCUAUAUGAAAGAUACAGGUUUUCUGCAGAUGGCAUCAGGUAUCUAUGCAGACUACUGGGUCCCAGGAUUAAGCACCGCACUGCACGGAGCCAUGCACUGAGUGUGGAGCAAAUGGUUUGUGUGGCCUUGCGCUUUUUUGCUAGUGGAGCCUUCCUGUACUCAGUGGGGGAUGCAGAACAGCUGAACAAGGCCACAAUUUGCCGCACAAUAAGGAGUGUGUGUCUGGCUAUCAAAGCAUUAGCAGAUGUCUUCAUCUCUUCCCUGGCCACAGAAGACUCUGUGACAUCAAAGAGGAGUUCUAUAGGAUUGCAGAUGGUCUGCAAUGCUGACUGUGUGAUCAGCAAUGUUGUGGCAAAAUGGCCUGGCUCAGUCCAUGACUCCAGAAUCUUUCGGCCUCUGAAAUCUAUCAGUGCCUAUCACAAGGUAAGCCACACAACCCCUAUUUAUAACCAUCAUGGCUGUGUCAAGAAUAUCACUGUGUUUAUGAGGUAGUAAUGAUGAGAUUUU